Molecule: messenger RNA, 410 nt
Organism: Eurytemora carolleeae
Lineage: Eukaryota; Metazoa; Arthropoda; Copepoda; Calanoida; Temoridae
Product: gustatory and pheromone receptor 32a
Exons: 3
Coding region: 77-373 (98 amino acids)
Biological process (GO): sensory perception of taste
Cellular component (GO): membrane
Source: RefSeq, a predicted model, not a curated record
AAAAUUUUGAAGGUAGCUUUUUUUAGUAAUUUUGGCGUAUUCUGGAUUUGUCUAUUUGGUCAAAGGAUAUUAUAGGAUGCUAUUCAUAAAGCUGUGUUUGCUGUCCAUCAGUAUGAUUUACAACUUUUAUCUGACAAGCUCAUGCCAUGCUGCUCAUCAGGCACUGUCACUUAACAAUGAUAACCUUAGGAGGAAGGGAAUGAAAAGUGAAGAAAAUGAAAAGCAACAGAUUCAAUCAGUUCUUGACAUGAUAAGAGAUGAAGAACCCUUCUCUGCCUACGGAUACUUUGAAGUGAACAACUCAACCUACCUUUCAAUCCUUAGUCAGACAGUUAGCUAUUUAGUCAUUUUGGUGUCUUUCUCGAACCUUUGAAACCACACCAUACAAAUCAGAGUCUAAAACUUAAGAA